Staurois parvus is the source of this 349-nucleotide messenger RNA. The record is from the annotation of a GenBank genome assembly. Lineage: Eukaryota; Metazoa; Chordata; Amphibia; Anura; Ranidae.
AGUGGUCAAAUCGGUGCGCUUCCGACUUAGUUCAAAAGCAGUACAUGCACUACUUUUGGUGCGAGUUGCAUAGACGUCUGCAUCAGAUGUCUUGCAAAUCACAUCUUACACCCUGGUCACAUCAAGCCCGACUUUGAAGUUGUGCGACUUACAGUGAAGUCACAUGAUUUCAAAGUCGGGGGACAUGCCGAUUUCAAGUGCGAUUUGCAAGACAUCUGACACAGAUGUCUAUGCAAAUCGCAUGAAAAGUAGUGCAUGUACUACUUUAGAAAUCGGUGCGGCUCCGACCAAAUCGGAGCCGCACUGAUUUGACCACUGUAAUUGUGGACAAUAGGGUGCGACUUGACAU